Phyllotreta striolata is the source of this 496-nucleotide messenger RNA. Lineage: Eukaryota; Metazoa; Arthropoda; Insecta; Coleoptera; Chrysomelidae. The record is from the annotation of a GenBank genome assembly.
CAGUAAUUUACGUGUUUGGUAGAUGAAGAACACAUCUGCUACAAUAAAUACUCUAUUUUUGAAUUAGUUCGUUUGUAGUUUUUAUAGUAUCCAAUUAAGAUGCCUGCUUCUCCGAGUUCUACAAAUGUCGGUUCUGGUGGAAGGUCCCCUUCGAAAGCUGUUGCUCCUCGGUCCUCCAUGGGCAGUGGAAGCGUAAGGCAAAGAAAAACAACAACGACUACGACCACAGCUAGAAGGAACACAGGUGCAGGUACUGGUGGAAUGUGGCGUUUUUACACAGACGAUUCUCCUGGAAUUAAAGUAGGUCCAGUUCCAGUUUUAGUGAUGUCGCUUCUCUUCAUUGCCUCCGUCUUCAUGCUGCACAUCUGGGGAAAAUACAGCAGAAGCAGCUCGUAGAUGAACGCCGAUAAUUCAUCAUUCCAUCGACCACUUAUUUAAUGCAUUUUUUGAAUUGUACAUUUUUUAUAUUGUUAUAAGUAUAAAAAUUUGUUUUUGA